Messenger RNA from Candidula unifasciata, 2541 nucleotides. Lineage: Eukaryota; Metazoa; Mollusca; Gastropoda; Stylommatophora; Geomitridae. The record is from the annotation of a GenBank genome assembly.
AUGGUUGAUCUGCCUCCUGUGUGUGAGCACGAUCUCAUGGAGACGCAGCCUGCAGUGUCAGACAACGACCAGCAUUGCCCCUUGUCUGUGCAACGUCAGCAGUGUGAAUCCGCUGAUACUGACACCGUCAGCGAUCACAGCCAGCUGUCAGACACCCAGGACCUGUCUUGUAAAGAAACAGAUUCAGUUUCCGAAGUAUUGACUUGCUCUCCUUCCUUUACUAACGGCAACGGGGAAAUAGGCAGGCAGUACUCUAGUGUUCCCGGACGGGAUGACCAUCAAACAGAUGAGGAUAGCUGUCAACAGGACAUCGUUAGCAAGAUAUUUAAUAAUACCUACACGGAUACAGUUUCAAGUGUCGCAAGCACCACUUUUCUUAUAAAACCAUCAGAUCAGGAACAAGAUUCGGCAGUAGACUAUGAAGAUGUUACAGAAAUCUACUUCAAUUGCGGUUAUACAGAUCUACCUAAACGGAAUAUUGACAGAGGGGAACAGGGCUCUCACAAAAUUAGCGCCAAACGAAAUGCAAGCUUUGAUGUAAUCAAUGGCGAAUCUUCAGACAGGACAGAAGAAAAAGAGCCCGAACAGUCAGAAAAUAUAAGACAUUCGGAAAAUCCAUUUCAGAACAUUGAAGAGUUCGUCCAUCAGUAUCUAAUUCCUGCUACUGAGAGUGAAGUUCUUUCAUUUGAUAUUCAGGAAAUUACACCAUCAGCUGGUCUACUUCUUGAGCCUACUGAGUACAGGGAUGUAACAAGACAACUCUUGGAGAUUAAUGAGUCUUUUCUGUUUGGUAGUCAGUCUAGUGUAUAUGACCAGGACAAGACAACGCAGAAUAAGAGGGCUGUAACUAUGCAGAAUCUUCACGAGCGCUCUAGUUUUGUCAAUCUAACGAACAUUGAAAAGAUGAGCAGAGUAUGUCAGAGAGCAUUAGUUUAUCUCAAAGACGAUUUGACGUUUGGAUCUCUGGCCUCCCUAAGCAACAUAGCAGCCAAACAAUGCACAAACCCAGCUCAAGAAGUUCAUUUUAUUAACAAUGGCCACACUGUCGACGUCAUAGGAAGCACUAAGCAUAGACGAAAUGUCAUCGCUCUAAGCAUCUCAAUAACGUUGUUGUUCAUUGCCAUGGGAUCUGUUCGAAACUUGCAGAGUAGUCUCAACCAGGAAGGUGGUAUUGGUAUAAUAUCAAUGGCUGUCAGUUUUGUUGGAUAUAUGUUGGGAAGCAUUGUCAGUUCCUCCAUUGUACAGAACUUUCAACCUCGCAAAUGUAUUGUGGUCAGCUUGAUCCCUAAUCUAAUUUACGUGGCAGCCAAUAUCUACCCAGUUUUAUGGCUGAUGACAGUUAUAUCUUUCAUCCAGGGUAUUUCUUUAGCUAUCAUCUGGAAUGCAAUGAGCACUUAUAUCACAUUUUUGUCAAGGGGAUAUGCUGCCAAGAAAAACCAGGAUUUUGACAAAGUAUCCUGCAAUUUCUUUGGCACAUUUUGUCUUAUUUAUCAAAGUUACCACAUCAUUGGUAACCUGAUUGCCUCCUUAGUGUUGAUGCCAAGUACAGUAACCACUCUCAUGAAUUCUACAUUUCAAAAUAUUACAGCCAACAAGACCACAUCUAGCUCAAGCCUGGACACACUGUUGGAAGACUUUGCUGCACCCGUUCCUGUUGUGUUUCAAAUAGAAUCGGUUUCGGAGAUGAGUCAAAAUGGGAAUCUCUGGGAUUCUACCCAUCUCAAUCUUUGUGGAGCUGCCUUCUGUAAUCACUUCGAAGUGAAUGGCUCGAUGGUGUCAGUCAGCACAAGUACCAAAUAUUUAUUGUUCGGUAUUUACAUGGGCUGUAUAGCCCUGUCUAUGCUUGUUGCUGCCUUUGUGCUGGAACCUCUCAACCACCGCUUGUUUCAGUCAACAGUUAGUCCAGCUAAGAAGCUGAAGCGGCAGCUGGUUUCACUUGCUCAUUUCUCUAUAGACAGCCGUUUCCUGCUACUGCUGCCUAUGCUGAUGUAUUCCAUCAUGCAGUUUGGAUUCAUUUCAGGUGAAGUGACAAUGGCGUUUGUCACAUGUCCGCUGGGCAUCCACAUGGUUGGAUACAUCAUGAUUUGUUUUGGAAUCACUGCUAGCAUGUGUUCCUACAUCAGCGGCAUCCUCUGCAAGUACACGGGCCGUGUAUCUCAGAUCAUUACAGCCUCAGUGCUCAACCUGGCUGUUCUAGUGUUCAUGACAUACUGGCAACCCACGUCCGGCUCUCUCAUACCUUACUUCUGUGUCAUUGGUUUAUGGGGCGUCGGUGAUGGUGUCUGGAAUUGCCAAGUCAACAGCAUAAUGGGCGUGGUUUUCUCCGACAAAUUUGAGGAGGCAUACUCUGGUCUGCGAGUGGCCCAAGGUUUGGGUGUCGCCAUCUUGUUUAGCUACUCGAAUCUCGUCUGCAUGACUGUGAAAAUUUACAUCAUUGCUGGAGUCUGUGUGGUUUCUCUAGUCUGCUACCUUACCAUGGAGCUUGUAGUCAAGUACAGAAUCCCCCACAAGCAGACUUUAAUUAAACAAACCUCCGUUUAG